Molecule: messenger RNA, 1860 nt
Organism: Microdochium trichocladiopsis
Lineage: Eukaryota; Fungi; Ascomycota; Sordariomycetes; Xylariales; Microdochiaceae
Product: fungal-specific transcription factor domain-containing protein
Exons: 4
Coding region: 93-1688 (531 amino acids)
Biological process (GO): positive regulation of transcription from RNA polymerase II promoter by galactose; DNA-templated transcription
Cellular component (GO): nucleus
Molecular function (GO): zinc ion binding; RNA polymerase II cis-regulatory region sequence-specific DNA binding; DNA-binding transcription factor activity, RNA polymerase II-specific
Source: RefSeq, a predicted model, not a curated record
GGCGCUUGUGGUUAGGUGAGGGAGAUGGGGAGCGAACGACUGUGUCCACUAAUGUUGGACUGGGAGCAGACGGCUGUCCACGCCACGUCUUCAUGACGGCUGUUAAUGCCAUGUUCGCUCUCGGGUGCGAGUUCUCAGAUCAUCCCCCCGAGGAGAAGGAGGCAGCGGCUGCCAUGUUCUUCGAGCGGACACGGGCCUUGAUGAAGAUGGACUUACUCGAGAAUGGCAGCCUUGCUCAUGUCCAAGCGCUCCUCCUCGUGGGACAAUACCUCACAUGCACUCACUAUCCCACGCAGUGCUGGAACAUUGUCGGCUUCGCUUGUCGGAUGGCCAUUGGGCUGGGCCUGCAGUCGUCUCGCAACGAUGCCGGCUUGUCUGACCUCGAACUCGAGGUUCGGCGCCGAACCUGGUAUGGCUGUGUGCAGAUGGAUAUGACUGUAAGCAUGACACUGGGGCGACCACCUUCUGUCUACAUGACGGAGGAGGUGCCACUGCCAAGAGCCAUCGAUGAUGAGUUUCUCGGCCUCGACCGGGAGAACGCCUCGCAACCUCCUGAUCUGCCUUCGCAGCUACUCUUCACCCGGCACAACAUCAAGUGCGCCACGGUUCUGGGUACUAUUCUGCGCACAUUGUAUUACCCCUCUGUGGAGGCACGGCCUGCUUACCAGCAGCUUCGCAGCCGCCGAAGUCCCGUAAGCACGGUCGACGAGGACCUACAUUCUAUCCUCCAACUAGACUCCCAGCUCGAAGAGCUUGCAAACCAAGUACCAGAGCCGCUGCGAUGGGAUCGCACCGACCUCCCGGCGGGCUUGGAUGAACGAGGUCGGAUACUGAGGCGGCAAACAAAUGUCCUCCACGCGCGGUACUUGCACACCAAGAUUCUGCUGUAUCGGCCUAGCUUCACGAGCUUCUGCGCCGGCGCACAUGCACACCCCAAGGAACCUGCAGCUGAAAGCCCUAAAUACCGUCAGCCAGCCAGUCUCAGCAACUCGCUUCAGUUCAACACAGCCGUGGACUGUGUUAGAAUCGCCUGCGCCCUUGUGGAGUCCGUCAAGAACGCCACGAUCGCAGAUGUCACUGGUGCCUGGUGGUUUCGUGUCUUCUACCUCCUAACGUGUUCCGUCAUAAUCAUCAUCGCCGACUGCACCCCGCCGCUGCGCCGAAAACUAGGCUCGACCAUGCUGGACAAGGCGUGGGACGACUGCAUCGAGGCCCUUAGCCUCAUAGGCCAAAAGAGCUUGCGCGCUGAAUCUUACUUGCGCUCUCUCCAGCUCCUGCGGCAGCGGAGUUUGGCCAUGGUCCAAAAUGCUUCUCGCGUAAGGUCCCGGCAGCCGUCAACAGCAUAUCCAACGCGGCCAGGAACGCCCAUGGCGCCGGCUCAGCCGAGCCAACAGCAACACAAUCGCGAGAAUGAAGCGCGGCUCACUCCGAAUGAUGUGGUGCACAGUGAGCCUGACAACACGGCACAGGGCCCGGCGAUGAACGAACAACACCAGGAACAGAAUGCACAACAGCAUCCUCAUGACGGUGAAUGGACGGACAGCUUCGACGAGUUUACAGACUUUGACUUUGACAUCCCUGCUCUUCUGGGCAGUUGGGAGGCGGAUCUCAAUGACAUGCAUGCAGGUGGCCAUGGCGCGGGCCCAGGAUUGAAUAGUCUUGGCUACUCAGUUUCUGCCUUUUUGUAGCAAAUAUGACCUCAAAGGCGUCGAGAUAUGCCAACGGCUCGCCUCUGGACGCAUUGUCUUCUAUCUGCUCAUUGUGCUGCGCUUUUGGUAGCUUGGCUGCCUAAGCAACUCCACAUCAGAGAGGACGUAAAUCCUUUGUAUUGCAUACCGGGACACCAAACACUUGAGUGCC